AUGAGGCUGCUAUGUUUAUUCUGGUUAUUUACACAGAUUGUUUUGGCAUUUUCUGCAAAGAAACUAAAAGCCGGAUAUAAGUUUGGCAUUAAGCCAGCGUUUGUUCCAAAAUUGACGAAGCCUCUCUUAAGUAAACUUGGAAGGACAGUCAAAAAUGUAGAGAGUUCAUCAUUUGUAAAAUCGAAGGUAGAUAGUUCUACAUAUAAAUUCUUAAGACUACGGAAUCAGAUGGCAGUGUUUCUUGUCUCAAAUAAUAACUUUAAUCAUUCAGUUAUUACUCUUUCUGUUGGAGUUGGAGCUGUUAUGGACCCUGAAGACCUUCCUGGCCUUGCAAGUUUGGUACAGGAAUCUUUAUGUUUAGGAACUAACCGAUUUUUUGAUAGCUCCGAUUUUUGUAACUUCAUUAGCUCUAUUGAUGGAAAAAUUGAAAUGAAAGUUUAUGAAAGGAAUUCAGUCUUUACUUUAGAGGUUGGGAACCAGUACAUUUCAACAGUUUUGGACCGUUUAAGUGAUAUGAUUAGGAAUCCUUCUUUUCCUGAGAUGCUAUUUUUUGCCAAAACUGAAGAAUACUCUGGCACAUUUGAUAGUUUGUUAAAUGACAGUGAAUUUUUGUUUCAAUGUGUUAUAAGAGAUAUUUCUUUUGAAGAUCAUGUAUUUAAAAGGCUAAAUGUUCUUACUGAUAAUUCAAUUAAAGAAGCUAGGGAAAUUUCGGAGAUUAACUUACUGGAACAUGUAAAAAAUUUCUAUAAUCAACAAUAUAGCUCCAACAUUAUGACUUUGGUUGUGGCUAGUGGGGAGGCACUUUCUAAGUUAUCAUAUGAAGUCAUUUCAAAUUUUUCUUUAGUAAAAAAUUUGAAUAUUUCUCGCCCUCUCCCGUUUGACUUGGCAAGAAUAAUUCGUCAUCCUCACCUUGCAGUAGUUGGAAACGCUAUUCAUCUCAAGGCUCACUCCAUAAAUGAGCUGAUUCUCGAGUUCCCUAUAGACUAUCAGGAAGUCCUUUGGGAUUCUUCCCCAAGCUACUACUUAGAAUAUUUGCUUAAGGAUAAUUCCAAGACUAGUUUAAGCAAUUUUCUAACAAAUAAAGGAUGGAUUCUUAAGAUGGAGGUCAGAACUAACUCUCACAAGUACUCAUUUUCUAACUUUGAACUGAAGUUUUUGCUUACACCCAAAGGGCUUGAUAAGAUUAAAUCAAUUAUUCAAGCAACAUUUAUUGUUUUAGAACAUAUUAAAACUUCACCUAUUAAGCAGGAUAUACUUGUCGAGAUUCAGCAGAUACUCAAAUAUAAGUUUGACUAUUAUUUUGAUGUUUCUCCCAGGCAAAUAUCUGAAAAGAUUAUUGACUCUUUUGAUAUUAAAGGGUGCUCUCCCGAGGAAGUUCUCAUUGCUGGUAAUCUUGUAAGAAAUUCAAAUCCAGAGGAGGUUUCUGCAUUUUUAGACAAAAUUUCCAUCGAUAACUUGGUUAUUUUUGUAAGGCAUUUGAACUUUGAUUUUAAAAACGACAUUUUAAACAGAGACCAAGGAAUUAUUCAAGAAUUAAAUAAGAACAUUCCAAGAAAAAAUCAGUCUUUUGCUUUAUAUAAACAAGACAAUGCUUUAAGAACCAACGAAAAGCAAAGUUCUGUUGAUUCAGAACAAACUGGGAAAGAUUUAGAAUCAGAAACAGAGCUUGAGUAUAGUUCGGAGCAUAAACAGGAAUUAGAAAAGGAACCAGAACAACAAUCAAGCUUAAAAAUGAGCCAGUCUGAAAACAAAAAUAUCGAAUUUAGAACAUGUCCCAAGUUCAACAACAAAUACAUUGUAGAGGAGCUCUCUAGUGAAUUUAUUAACCAAAUAAAUGAGGCAGUUAAUCUGAUCCACACUAAGUCUAUUGGGUUUAAGAUUAGGAGGAGCAACCAACUUUUAAGAAGCACUCCCUUGCAGUAUUUUUCUAAUACUGCUAACUAUAGACUUUACUUACCAACUAUUCUUAAAAAUGCAAUUUUAGAUUACUUAACGGUUGAAAGCUCAGCAUCAAAGUUUAAAACAUUUCAUAAAAGAAUCAGAGAGAACAUUAAUAAACCAGUUUAUAGCAGUUUCCUUUUUUUCAAUAACGUCAAUUUUCAGGCUCCCUCUGCUACGUUCUUCAUUAGAAUCAUGAUUCCAGAAGCAAUCAAAUUUGAUGCUAAUAUUGAUACUUUAAGCGCUCCUAUCACUGAGUUGAAAUAUACAAAGUCAGUCAAAGAGUUAAUUUUAUCACUUGAAGUUCUAGUCGUUUGUCUCAAACAUUCAAAUGAAGAUAUAAUAAGGAAUAUGAAAAGCAUUGAGGGAAUUUUCUCAAUUACAAGUAUCCUUAGAUCAGAACUUAGCGGAGUUCCCUUGGGAUUUGAAAUAAAAGUUAAAGGAUUUUUAGGCUCUAUUUUCCUAGCACUUAAAUCAUUCUCUAGAAUUAUGCUAAAUUUAAGGAAAAAUAUUUCUCAAGAAAAGUUCGAACAAAUCAUUCAAUCUCUUGAAAACAGAAUAAAGACGGAGAAUGUUAAUAGGAGUUCAAAAGAGGUAUCUGAGCUCAUCUUAAAAUCUAUUUUUGAAAGCAAGAAGACAUCUAUUUUAUCUUUGGAAAGUGAUUAUAGUUCAAUAACAUUAGAGCAAAUUUUAGAGUUAUCUUCAUUCUUAUGCAGAAAUGGGGCUUAUGAAGGUGCAAUUAUUGGAAAUGUGAAUCCUCUUCAGGCUUAUACAGUAUUGAAUCAGUUCACUACAAAAUUACGCCAUCAGAAUAUCCAAGAACAUCAAGUUUUUUCAAAGCUGAACUCAAUAGGAAGUUCUAUGCAAACUUGGAAAAUUUUGGACCCACUCUCUAAUCAAGGUAACACAAACUACUAUUAUUACAAUGAAUUAAGCUUGGAAAACACAUUGAACUCAAAUUCAUUAUUAUAUAUUCCAUUUUCGUACUUCAACGCUGAUUCUAUUGCAUUCCAAGUUCUGUUUGAAUAUAUUAUUUCCACUUUCAGAGAGAAUUUAUCCUUAUCUGGAGUAGAGAUUGACUUUUUUCCCAAGAUCAACGAAUUUUUCUUAGUUGGAUUUACUGUAGCAUUAUCUGGGUUUGAAGAUAUUUCUGUAUUGUCUGAAAAGCUUUUAAAUACGUUUUAUAGUAUUAUAAGAUUUAUUAAAGACAUCCAGAAAGACCAACUUAACCAAAUAAAGAAGAAUAUGAUUGCCAAUCGCAAUACUGGUUCAGAAUUUGGGCAAUUAGAAUCAAAACUACUAUAUCAAGUUACUUCUAGGAAAAACGUCACUGCUGUUAUGCAAGGUGUCAAAUCUUCUUUGAUUAUGAUAGACCACCAGAUUUUAACUAAAACAUGUGAUCUAAUUCUUAGUUCUUCAAAGUUUUUGAUUGUAAGCCAGAAAAAUACAGAUGAUUCUGAACUUGAAGAGCUUAAAAAUUAUAUUCCUUCUGGUUUUACCAAAAUAACAGAUAUAAAUCAGCUGACUGAAAAUGAUUCUUACAAAUUUAUUAAUGUUCCUAUUAGAUUUAUUGAGUCAGAACAAGGUUAA
Molecule: messenger RNA, 3528 nt
Organism: Cryptosporidium ubiquitum
Lineage: Eukaryota; Apicomplexa; Conoidasida; Eucoccidiorida; Cryptosporidiidae
Product: secreted insulinase-like peptidase
Exons: 1
Coding region: 1-3528 (1175 amino acids)
Molecular function (GO): metal ion binding
Source: RefSeq, a predicted model, not a curated record